Morone saxatilis (striped sea-bass) is the source of this 2519-nucleotide messenger RNA. Its product is annotated as calpain-2 catalytic subunit-like. The record is from RefSeq and is a predicted model, not a curated record. Gene Ontology annotation, biological process: proteolysis. Gene Ontology annotation, cellular component: cytoplasm. The coding region runs from base 156 to 2135 and encodes 659 amino acids. NCBI's taxonomy places the organism in Eukaryota, Metazoa, Chordata, Actinopteri, Moronidae. Gene Ontology annotation, molecular function: calcium ion binding; calcium-dependent cysteine-type endopeptidase activity. The transcript is spliced from 19 exons.
UCCCUUCCUGGCAUCACUCACCUGCAGCCUCCGCACCCUCACAAACUUCCCAGGACCUUCCAGGCUCUCCAGGACCUUCCAGGCUCUCCAGGCUCUCCAGGACCUUCCAGGCUCUCCAGGACCUUCCAGGCUCCAGACCCAAAAGACCCAAAAGCAUGUCGGGCAUCGCGGCCACUCUGCAGCGCCGCCGGGAGAAGGACCAGGGCAUCGGCACCAACAGCCAGGCGGUGAAGUACCUGAACCAGGACUAUGAGACUCUGCGGCAGCGCUGCUUCGAGACGGGCCGCCUGUUCCAGGACGACACGUUCCCGGCGCUGCCCGCCUCCCUGGGCUUCAAAGAACUGGGUCCAAACUCUUACAAGACCCGGGGGGUGUCCUGGAAGAGACCCACGGAACUGGUCUCUAAUCCUGAAUUCAUCAUGGGUGGAGCCACCAGGACCGACAUCUGCCAGGGAGCUCUGGGUGACUGCUGGCUGUUGGCGGCCAUCGCCUCUCUGACCCUAAAUGAAUAUGUGAUGGCCAGAGUGGUUCCCACAGACCAGGGCUUUGGUGACGACUACGCUGGCAUCUUUCACUUCCAGUUCUGGCAGUUCGGGGAGUGGGUGGACGUGGUGAUCGAUGACCGUCUGCCAGUUAAAGACGGAGAGCUGAUGUUUGUCCACUCAGCGGAGGGGAGGGAGUUCUGGAGCGCCCUGCUGGAGAAAGCCUACGCCAAGUUACCCGUCGCUCCACGCUCCGGUCCAUUCCACCUGACCCCAGGGGUUCCUCAUCCUCACCAGCUUCUCCUGCCGACCCCGGUGUGGACUAUGUGGACAGGUGUGGACUAUGUGGACUAUGUGGACUAUGUGGACAGGUGUGGACAGGUGUGGACAGGUGUGGACAGGUGUGGACAGGUGUGGACAGGCUUUCUCCAGCAGGGCGCUCCAGAACUCCCUCCCCUCCGCCGAGUGGACGAACAGCAGCUCUUCAUCUUUAACCGGCAGACAGUCGUCAAUCACCACUGGACCGGAGCCUGGAGUGAUGAUUCCACACAAUGGCGUUACAUCAGCGACGAGGACCGCGAGCGUCUGAGUCACCGCUCAGAGGACGGAGAGUUCUGGAUGUCUUUCUCUGACUUCCUGCGACAUUACUCCCGGCUAGAGAUCUGUAACCUGACACCCGACGCCCUGAGUGAUGACUCUGUCUCCAAGUGGGCUCUGUCCAAGUUCGAUGGCAGCUGGCGGAGAGGGUCCACCGCCGGAGGCUGCAGGAACUUCCCCAACUCGUUCUGGACCAACCCUCAGUUUGUGAUCAAGCUGGAGGAGGAGGACGACGACCCAGAUGAUGGAGAGGCCGGCUGCAGCUUUGUGGUCGGUCUGAUCCAGAAGAACCGCAGGAAGCUCCGAAAACAAGGAGAGGACAUGCACACAGUUGGAUUUGCCAUUUACGAGGUUCCUAAACAGUUCCAAGGGCAGACGCAGGUGCACCUGGAUAAGAACUUUUUCCUGACCCACGCUCAGACAGCGAAGUCCGAAACCUUCAUCAACCUGCGCGAGGUCUGCUCUCGCUUCAAACUGCCGCCUGGAGAGUACCUGAUCGUCCCAUCGACCUUCGAACCGCACCUCAACGGAGACUUCUGCAUCCGAGUGUUCUCCGAGAAGCAGACAGAGACCAAACCCUGUGACGACCCGGUCAAUGCUGAACUAGAGGAUGAGUUGGUGUCCGAUGAGGACGUGGACGCAGGAUUCAGAGGCCUUUUCUCCAAACUGGCCGGAGAUGAUAUGGAAAUCUCCGCAGUGGAGCUCAGGACCAUCAUGAACAAGAUCGUCGCCAAACGAACUGACAUCCGAACUGACGGCUUCAGCCUGGAGACCUGCAGGGUCAUGGUCAACCUGAUGGAUGACAGCGGCAACGGAAAACUUGGCCUCGGAGAGUUUGCCACUCUCUGGAAGAAGGUGCAGAGAUAUCUGUCCAUCUAUAAGAAAAACGACUUGGAUAACUCAGGGACGAUGAGCACUCCGGAGAUGAGAGUCGCCUUUAAAGACGCAGGUCAGUUUCUUUUUCUACUGUUUCUGCAGGAAGUACUCACUGUCUGUGAAUACGAACGUUUGUUGAUAAUUUAUUAUGUUUCAGGUGUUACACUUUACCCACUUUGACCUCCACUGUUUGUUGUUUGCUGUGUCCUCUUUAACAACCAGUGAACUACUGAGUAACUGUUACUGUGAGCACUGCCUCUAACGAAGCCUCAGGCUGACGUGAUCUGAUUGGUGGAUUUAAACGUCAGUGGGUGGAGCCAUUUUACAUACAUUGUGUGUGAUGGACAAUUAAAAGAUUUUAACAUUAGCUAACUUAAGAUGUGUCACUUUUAUCUUUUAACCAUCUUCAAAAUGUGGUUGUCUUUUCUAUGUAGGGAUGAGGGUCGGAUUUUCAGUGAUGUUGGCUAACGUUAGCUUCCCCAGCUAAAGUGAUUCAUGAUACAAACUUAUGUAUUCUGACAGACAGUGCUGAUGUUAGCCAACAAUAAAUGAUGUAGCUGUACA